Aspergillus fijiensis CBS 313.89 is the source of this 786-nucleotide messenger RNA. RefSeq lists its product as uncharacterized. The record is from RefSeq and is a predicted model, not a curated record. The coding region runs from base 1 to 786 and encodes 261 amino acids. NCBI's taxonomy places the organism in Eukaryota, Fungi, Ascomycota, Eurotiomycetes, Eurotiales, Aspergillaceae. The transcript has 3 exons.
AUGACAUUUACCUACUCGGUUCCACAGGGAGAAGGCAGGGCCAUGGUGCUUUAUCAAUCCUUCGAUGCGGACAAGAUAUACUUGGUUUUUGAAGUGCUUGAUGGCGAUGGCGACAGUAACACCGGGAACGGGAUGGCUGUCUCAGUACCAAACUCACUGGCAUCACUGGUGCUAACGCUUUGCUACAGAUACAACAUGUCUCGCGUCGUACUUGGACCCCUGCACGCCAAGACAGUGGUCCUGACCGGAGGUGCAGUCAUCACGGCCUUGACAAGCAAACAAUACGCCUCACCCCAUGGAGACCCCGGAACAGUCAUUGAAGCAACGAAGAACUUCAAAGACUUACAGAACUUGCAAACAGGGCUGGGGUCUGAGUGGCGUGGGACUUCUCGCCGGCGUGACCCUGAACAGGGUGGCGGCGAAGGAAGUCUCAGCCGCCCCGUGAAAAAGCGCUUCAAGGCAACCAUGAUGGCGGUAAUAUCCGUUCCCUCUCUGUGCCUCAGCCUUGUCGGAAAUAUGGAUCAUGAAGCGGGCAGAAAGUAUGAUUGGCUGAUUGUCAACGCGUAUAUCGGAACGGCGGCUGGGCACGACGCGAGCUGGGGAGAUGCUGUUGCCCGGUGGACCGACGAGUUUGAAAACGCUUUGAUGUAUCUCGGCUUACCAGUGGGCUCAGUCUGUACCUUAGUCAGGUACUAUUGCUUCGCGAUCGACCUCAUGCAUGACGCGUUGCUGGGGCGAGAAUUGUACUGUGGUCUUUUGGUCCGGGGAACGGCGGUAUUCUUUUGA